AUACUCACGAAGCUGUUUGUCCGCCUAUCGUCAAACUAUUAUUCAGUUCACCUGAGACGAAAUACUCCAGAGCUACUACACCGAGAAAUAUACGGUGUAUCACGAACCAAUAGCUAUCCAAUCCGUCACAAUGGCAUCCCAGGCCCCUUUGAUCCCCCGAUUGCAUCUCUGGGAGAUUGACGACCAGCCGUGGUUCCCCUCCUUCCUCCGCGCAUACGUCCAAGACGGCCUAACGCACGCCUGGACCGUCCACAUCCCGUUUUUGCAGCCCAGCAGCCCCGCGACCAUCGCAGCCGAGACCCUGCGCAAUGUACUCGGCAGCUCCGUCUCGCGGUACACCUACAUCGACUUCUGCGCCGGAGCCGGUGGUCCCACGCCUUUUAUCGAGCGAGCUUUGAACAGCCAACUCGCGCGCGCGGCGACGCACCGGGUCCCCGCGACCGCACAAUCCGCCAUCGUGGACGGCGAGAGCCGGGCUGCUGCAGAUAGCACGCCUAGCUACGCGGCGGUCGCCAACCCCAAGGCCGAGUCUGCUACUGUCCAGGAAGAGGACAGCCAGGUAGAUUUCGUGCUGACCGAUUUGCAUCCGCACGUCGAGUCCUGGGAAGCUGCUAGUAAGAAGAGCGAUCGGCUAUCGUAUGUCGCACGCCCCGUCGACGCCGCCAGCGCGCCUGCCGACCUACUGCGGCGGUAUACGGGGAAGAACGGCGGGAAGGGAAUUUUCCGGCUAUUCAACCUAGCAUUCCACCACUUCGAUGACGAGCUAGCUCGCGCCAUCCUAAAGAACACGGUCGAGACUAGCGAUGGGUUCGGCAUCUUCGAGCUACAGGACCGGACCCCCACCGGCCUGCUGACGUGCUUCGCCUUCGGCUUCUUCAUCUUUCUAAUCGCUCCGCUGCUAUAUUGGUGGUCACCCAUGCGCUUGUUCUGGGUUUACGUUAUCCCUGUCGUCCCCUUUGUGCUUGUCUUCGACGGUCUUAUUUCGUGCCUACGUACCCGUACUGCCGACGAGGUUGAGGCCCUGCUACGCACCUGUGGUGCGAACAGCGACGGCUGGGAGGUCAAGAGCGGAAAGGAGCAGUUUCUUUGGCCCUGCGGAUAUUUACACUGGAUCAUCUGCACCAAGAAGGCUACAUAAGGACCGAGAAUAUUCGGGCCGUAGGGUAGGGGGUAUGUCGGUGUAAAGCAUAAGUAUCAUAUAGUCACUUAUAGUUCUUGCCCCCUUGUACAAAAAAUUAUUUGGUUGCAUUCCGCAAAGUACAAAAUAUAUGAAAACGAUGAUAAUAUGUACAAAUGGUAUUUUCCUUAGUCCCCCGUAAAUGACCUUGGCAAUGCUUCCCAUGAUAACCGCUGGACGCCCCCGUCGCUUUCUACAUAGACAGUUAAGCGAACUAAAAGAUAAUUAAAGAUGGGUAAUCAACAGCCGGGGCUGACAAAUUAUUUCGUCAACCAACCAAGAUAAUCUACAACAAUUAAGGUCACCAUGCUAC
Molecule: messenger RNA, 1490 nt
Organism: Daldinia loculata
Lineage: Eukaryota; Fungi; Ascomycota; Sordariomycetes; Xylariales; Hypoxylaceae
Exons: 3
Coding region: 131-1138 (335 amino acids)
Source: RefSeq, a predicted model, not a curated record